CCUACCCUCUCCCCUCUUCAUCCACUCCACUCGCUCUCUUUCCCUCCCCUCUCUCUCUCUCUUCCGCAGCAAUGCGUCUGUUCCUUUCCUUCCUGGCUUCGCUCUAGUCGAGGACAAGAACAGAGGCAUUCCGUCGGCACGAACUCAGAGAGAGAGAAAGAGAGAGAGGGACUGAAGAAGCAGGUGGUCUUGGAAGGGUGCAAAAGGAAAGUGAGGAAAAGGGGAGAGAAGGAAGCCGAACGGAGGCAGCAUUUCCCCUCUGCUUGCCUCAUUUGCUCGAGAGAGAGAGAAAGAGAGAGAAAGAGAGAGAGGGGGAGGCAGCGAGUGAGAUCUACCUUUUUCGUACACUAGCUUCUCAAAAUGCCUGCUUUGACCUAGUUAAGACACCCCUCGAUUACCAUUCCAUCUGAGGAACGAUUUCCUAGUCCAAACCCAACUUUCCAAAUCCUAGAUAAUAACAUCCCCUGUUUUUCUCCUCUGUUUUGCUUUCUGUGCUCUGCUCCAGAAAACAGAGCAGCGCCAAACAGAGCAGGGUAGAAAACAGAGUCUCGAGCCUCUGUCUCGAAAUGGCGCAAAUCUCGGCCAAGGACCUGAUCCCGGACUCGUUAACCAUGUCCCGGGAGGACAUCGCGGGCCAGCUGGGGAUGGUGUGGGAGCUGAUCAAGGCGCCGCUGAUCGUCCCGGUGCUGCGGCUCUCGGUCUACGUAUGCCUCGCGAUGGCGCUCAUGCUUUUCAUGGAGAGGGUCUACAUGGGCAUCGUCAUCGUCCUCGUCAAGCUCUUCUGGAAGAAGCCGGAGAAGCGCUACAAUUGGGAGCCCAUCGAGGAGGACCUCGAGUCCGGGAGCUCCAACUUCCCCUUCGUCCUCGUCCAAAUCCCAAUGUACAACGAGAAAGAGGUGUACAAGAUUUCGAUCGGAGCAGCGUGCGGGCUGUCCUGGCCGGCCGACCGCCUCGUGAUCCAAGUCCUCGACGACUCCACCGAUCCCGUAAUUAAGCAAAUGGUGGAGCUGGAGUGCCAGAGGUGGGCGAGCAAGGGGAUCAACAUAGUGUACCAGAUCAGGGAGACGCGGGGCGGGUACAAGGCCGGGGCGCUCAAGGAAGGGCUGAAGCGGAGUUACGUGAAGCACUGCGAGUUCGUGGCCAUCUUCGACGCCGACUUCCGCCCCGAGCCCGACUACCUCAAGCGCGCCAUCCCUUACUUCCUCCGCAACCCGGACCUCGCCCUGGUUCAAGCUCGCUGGAGGUUCGUGAAUUCGAACGAGUGCUUGUUGACGAGGAUGCAGGAGAUGUCGCUGGACUACCAUUUCACCGUGGAGCAAGAGGUGGGGUCGGCCACGCACGCCUUCUUCGGCUUCAACGGAACUGCGGGUGUGUGGAGGAUCGGGGCCAUUAAUGAGGCGGGUGGGUGGAAGGAUCGGACCACCGUGGAGGACAUGGACCUCGCUGUCAGGGCUAGCCUCCGCGGUUGGAAGUUUGUCUAUCUCGGCGACCUGCAGGUGAAAAGUGAACUUCCCAGCACUUUCAAGGCUUUCCGUUUCCAGCAGCACCGUUGGUCCUGUGGUCCUGCCAAUCUGUUUAGGAAGAUGGUGAUGGAGAUUGUCAGGAACAAGAAAGUCAGAUUCUGGAAGAAAGUGUACGUUAUAUACAGCUUUUUCUUCGUCCGGAAGAUUAUAGCUCACAUGGUCACCUUCUUCUUCUAUUGUGUCGUCCUCCCCCUCACCAUUUGGGUCCCCGAAGUCCAUGUCCCGAUCUGGGGCGCCGUCUACAUCCCUUCCAUCAUCACCAUCCUCAACUCGGUCGGAACUCCAAGGUCGAUCCACCUGUUGUUCUACUGGAUCCUUUUCGAGAACGUGAUGUCCAUGCACCGGACCAAGGCCACCUUCAUCGGUCUCCUAGAAGCCGGGAGAGCCAACGAGUGGGUCGUCACAGAAAAACUCGGGGACACCCUCAAAAACAAGUCGAAGAAGCUUCGAUUCACUUUCAAUUUUGCAGAUAGACUCCAUCUCUUGGAGCUCGGGUUUGGAGUAUUCCUAUUCGUCACCGGGUGCUACGACUUCUUGUAUGGGAAGAACAACUACUUUGUAUACCUGUGGCUCCAGACGAUCACUUUCUUCAUUGCGGGAUUUGGGUACAUCGGGACAAUUGUGUAAAACGUGGCUCACCACCGACAACCCAAAGGCAAUGGUCAUCAGACGACCAAACAGCAGAAGACCCGAAAUUUAGUGUGUUUCCAGCAUUUGUGUUUUACAGCAUAGUUUAUAAUGAGUGGAAUUGAGGAGAAACCUCCAAUUAAGUUAUUGAUUAUUCAGAUCAUCAGGUCCCAAAAAAAGAGUUGUGGCGGAAAGUCCUUGCCAUGCUUCAUCCCAUACAUAUGUUGGCUUUUUGUUUUUGGGGUAAACUAGUGUCAGGAAAGUACAAAAGGGUGAAAGAACAAGAACCAAUGUUGCAUUCUUUCUACAUUCACAAUUCAGUCAUGUAGGGGCAAAUAAGAACAAAGCUUGUUAAUUAGUUUUAGUUGACAGAGGAAUGGGAUUGUAUCAUCUCGAUAGGUUGUACGUAUCCUUCUUUAAUUUUUCCGACAGUCGCCUCC
Messenger RNA from Eucalyptus grandis, 2590 nucleotides. Its product is annotated as glucomannan 4-beta-mannosyltransferase 2. NCBI's taxonomy places the organism in Eukaryota, Viridiplantae, Streptophyta, Magnoliopsida, Myrtales, Myrtaceae. The record is from RefSeq and is a predicted model, not a curated record. The transcript has 9 exons. The coding region runs from base 567 to 2150 and encodes 527 amino acids. Gene Ontology annotation, cellular component: Golgi apparatus. Gene Ontology annotation, molecular function: mannan synthase activity.